AAGAGUGUUGCAACAGUUAAAAAGCCUUCUGGUUGAAUUAUUACAGUGGAGUAUAAUCCUUCAUGAGUGUGACCUAAUUUUGUUUACAGUCUAUGGGUGUGACCUGCACCAUCGUCACCCUCAUCAUUUAGGACUAGGUCAUAUUUCACCUCAUAAUCACCUCGUAUUCAAACGGGAAAAUUACGCUGGAAUUUUCGGAGACCGACUCGGACAUGUCAUAUGUCUUCAUCAAUGACUCGUCGCAGACCAGUGUACCGUUACUGCAGGCUUGUAUCGAUGGGGACUUGAGUUUCGCUAGGCGUCUGCUGGAGACCGGCUGUGACCCCAAUAUCCGUGAUCACAGGGGCCGCACGGGACUGCAUCUGGCAGCGGCACGAGGUAAUGUGGACAUCUGCCGCUUCCUGCACAAGUUCGGCGCAGACCUGCUGGCCACCGACUAUCAGGGCAACACUGCACUGCACCUGUGUGGACAUGUGGACACCAUUCAGUUCCUGGUGUCCAAUGGUCUCAAAAUUGACAUUUGUAACCACAACGGGUCGACCCCCCUGGUGCUGGCUAAGAGGAGAGGGGUAAAUAAAGAUGCCAUUCGGCUGCUGGAAGGCCUGGAAGAGCAAGAGGUCAAGGGCUUCAACAGAGGAGCUCACUCCAAACUAGAAGCCAUGCAGAUGGCUGAGAGCGAGAGUGCGAUGGAGAGCCAUUCGCUGCUCAAUCCAAACCUACAGAACAGCGAGGGUGUGCUGUCCAGCUUCCGCUCCACCUGGCAGGAGUUUGUGGAGGAUUUGGGCUUCUGGAGGGUCCUACUGCUGCUGGUGGUCAUCGCUCUUCUGUCUCUGGGCAUUGCUUACUAUGUUAGUGGCGUACUGCCCUUUUCUGCGAGUCAGCUGGAGUUGGUCCACUGAGGGCCAGAUUGUGUUAUAUCCCGGGACAUGACCA
Molecule: messenger RNA, 933 nt
Organism: Rhinichthys klamathensis goyatoka
Lineage: Eukaryota; Metazoa; Chordata; Actinopteri; Cypriniformes; Leuciscidae
Gene: ankrd46b
Product: ankyrin repeat domain 46b
Exons: 4
Coding region: 213-899 (228 amino acids)
Molecular function (GO): protein binding
Source: RefSeq, a predicted model, not a curated record